Molecule: messenger RNA, 2499 nt
Organism: Nanorana parkeri
Lineage: Eukaryota; Metazoa; Chordata; Amphibia; Anura; Dicroglossidae
Gene: MSI1
Product: musashi RNA binding protein 1
Exons: 15
Coding region: 43-1086 (347 amino acids)
Cellular component (GO): cytoplasm
Molecular function (GO): RNA binding
Source: RefSeq, a predicted model, not a curated record
UCCCGGGAGCUGCCUCCGUUCUCAGGAGCCGCCAGAGACCGAAUGGAGACAGAAGCGCCCCAGCCCGGACUGUCGCCCCCGGACUCUGCGCACGAUCCUUGUAAAAUGUUCAUCGGGGGACUGAGCUGGCAGACUACGCAAGAGGGCCUGCGAGAGUAUUUCAGUCAAUUCGGAGACGUGAAGGAGUGUCUUGUUAUGAGAGAUCCAUUGACCAAAAGAUCCAGGGGAUUUGGGUUUGUCACAUUCAUGGACCAGGUCGGAGUAGACAAAGUUUUGGCACAAUCAAGGCACGAGCUUGACUCCAAGACGAUUGAUCCUAAAGUAGCAUUUCCGCGCAGAGCUCAACCAAAGAUGGUGACAAGGACAAAGAAGAUUUUUGUGGGCGGCCUGUCUGUGAAUACAACUGUCGAGGAUGUAAAACAAUAUUUCGAGCAGUUUGGAAAGGUUGACGAUGCCAUGCUAAUGUUUGAUAAAACAACAAACAGGCACAGAGGGUUUGGCUUUGUUACCUUCGAAGGAGAAGAUAUUGUGGAGAAGGUCUGUGAGAUCCACUUCCAUGAGAUCAACAAUAAAAUGGUUGAAUGUAAGAAGGCACAACCCAAGGAGGUGAUGUCUCCAACAGGCUCUGUACGGGGACGCUCCAGAGUGAUGCCAUAUGGAAUGGACGCUUUCAUGCUCGGCAUCGGCAUGCUAGGAUAUCCUGGUUUCCAAGCAGCCACAUAUGCCAGUCGCAGCUACACAGGGUUAGCUCCUGGGUAUACUUACCAGUUUCCAGAAUUUCGUGUAGAGAGAACCCCACUCCCGGGCACCCCCGUUCUCCCAGAACUCACAGCCAUCCCACUGACUGCAUAUGGACCAGUGGCAGCAGCGGCAGCGGCUGUGGUGAGAGGCUCCACUCCAACUCGCACAGGGGGUUUCCUGGGAACAAGCAGCCCGGGGCCAAUGGCCGAACUAUAUGGCGCAGCCAAUCAGGAAUCGGCAGUCAGCAGCUACAUCAGUGCAGCAAGUCCAGCACCUAGCACUGGCUUUGGACACAGCCUUGGGGGACCUUUGAUUGCCACGGCUUUCACUAAUGGAUAUCACUGAAUUUAUGGGUCACAGUGAAGGUUUUUGGAAGCUCUUUAUGUCUGUGACUGUCCCUCUCCACUCAGAUUAUCAGAUGGCCACACGCCACCUUGUGUUCAUGCAGAGUAACUGGUGCCUCCUGCAUUAUUCUUCCUUUCACCCCAGAACAUUUUAUUUAUUUCAUGUUAUUUUUUUCUUCUCUUUCUUUCCUUGUUCGUCAUUUUGUUUUGUUUUUUCCUUUUCUCAUCGUUAGUCUUGUGUUUCCAUGAUAGAUGUCAGGAAAACAUAUUUCAUAACUAGGUAAUUUUUGUUCUGGUGGGUUGCUGGGAAAUUCCGGUACAACAUGCUGGAGGGAGGGAAGGGAUUAUAUGGUCCAGCUGUCUGGGAAUGUGUUUCAUUUAUUUUUAACUGAGAAAAAAAAACAAAUAUUUUUUAUGUAAAUUUCGGCUUUUAUGACAUGAAGUGGACAAUGCACAAGAACAAGACAAAUGUAUAUUUUGCUAAAUGAAAAACUAUUUGUAGAACAGAAAUUAUUUUAAUUUUCUCAAAACUGGUUUGAUUUUUUUUUUUUUUUCCUCUGUAAAAUAUGUAAAUAUUGCAGACUGAUCGCUCUGCCACCUCCAGGUCUUUUCUGGCCCCGGCUCUUCCUUUGCCGACUUGGGUCCAUAUUUUAGCAAUAUUUUCCUAAAACCUGAAUGGAUUGACAGGUUUUUUUUAUAAAUUUUUUUGCUACAACUGAGUUCUGUCCACUGGAAUAAACUGGUGCGUUGUCAGCGCAGGAGAUCGCUGAGCGCCAGCUACAUCCUUGGCACAAAUUAACUCUUUGAGUGCCACCCUUCUUGAUGUCACGGAGGAAGGUGUGUGUUUUUAUGCAAACGCAUAUAACAUAGGUUUUCUUUGGAAACCAGAAAAAAAAAAGAUGACUGUGAUGAUAAGCAUUGUCAAUGCAUUAGCCUUUUAGUUAUCAUAUAAUACAUAUGUGGGCUAAUUUAACCAGGCAAAAAGUGAUGUACAGUAACGCAUGACAACCAGUCAACAAUCAUCUCUUAUUGUUCUGACUAUUCUAAACUGAAACAAAAAGAUGGGAUUUGAUUGGUUAGUAUGUGGCACUGCAUUUUGCACAUCAUCAUUGCUUUUACUCUGCCUUAAAUGAGCCUAAGAGUCUAAAAGAGACUUUAAUAUUUAUAUAUCCUGGCGACACUUGCAGUCAGGUAUAAUCCUUGUAGUGUCAAGGAUAUCCAAAAACUUCCUACAGUUAGGAAAUAAGAACAUUCCAAAUCCCUGAUGUGUAUUCACUGUCUCCUCCAAGAGAAAAUGUGUGAUGGUACAUAAAGAGUUAAUUGUGAACAGGAGUGCAUACAAUGCUGUAUUGCAAGUUCAAAGCAAUAAUGUUUGUUACUGCAACUGGAAUUUUUUUUAAAUAGCAAAAAAAAA